CCUUUGCACAACUUCCCAGGAGGACUAAAUGGAGGACCUUCAAAAGGGGGGGGGGGAGAAAUGGAGGCAUGUCCAAAGAAAAGGAGGACUCAAUGGAGGACCUUGAAGGGGGAAUGGCGGGCAUGCAUGAGCAAAGAAAAGUUAUGAAGAAUGAGUCUAAAGAUUGAAUGGUAAUGAUCCCAUCUCUGUGAAGAAGCUCCCAUGAGUUCCAGACAAACAAAGAGAAAGUGGGAAGAAAAACUGAAGAACAUUGAAGAAUUAGCAUCUCUGUAUAAAAGAAGGCCACUCUGUGAACGUUACAAACCACAGCUCUCCAAACCAUGGCAACCACCCUCUGUUUGGAAGCUGUUUCAUCGGCAAACUCAAGCAUUCAGUUUUGUGAAGUCUUGUAAAGAGGAUGUUCAUGUAUUUGCUUUGGAAAGGAGUGCUUCAAACAAGCAAAGGUUUUAUCUCGUGACAACCUAUGCAGAGCUUUGGUUUUAUUACAGCAAACAUCGUGAAACAAGUCUUAUGCAUUCUUAUGAAGUUAUUCCAGAAACUGCUGUUUGCAAACUUUACUUUGAUUUGGAAUUCUACAAACCAACAAAUCAAGGAGCUGAUGGGAAACAGAUGGUAGCAGACUUAAUGGAGUUUGUUUGUAAACAGUUAGAUGAACACUAUGGAGUAAAAUGUUCAGCUGAAGAUAUUUUGAAUUUGGAUUCGAGUACUGAAGAAAAAUUUAGUUGCCAUUUAAUAUUUCAGCUCCACAAUGCUGCAUUUAGGAAUAACAUUCAUAUAGGUAACUUUUUAAGAUCAAUUCUACAACCUGCUGUUCUUUUAACUAAGAAUAAAGACGCAGUAGUUCUAGAAAAACAGAUACUGUCUGUUUCUCAGUCUUACAAAGCUACCACCGAUUUACCCAAGUGUCUUGAAAACCAGACUGUCUCCAAGAAUGUGCCUCAAACUUGCCAACUUAAUUCACAGAGGACACUGGAAAAGGGGGCAUCACAAAGGAAAGAAAACACAGAUCUAUCUUUUCUGAUAUUAAAUGGUAAACAGGGAGGAAAACAACUAUUUGUAGAUCUUGGGGUUUAUACUAAGAAUAGAAAUUUCCGAUUAUACAAGUCAUCAAAAGCAGGAAAAUGUGUUGUCCUGGAUAUUGCGGAAGACAACAAAUUUAUUCCUAAACCUGUAAAGAAUUCUUCCAUAGAAGAACAGUACUUUUUAUCCUCUUUGAUCUGUAAUGUAAGAUAUUCAAAUUGUUUAAAAAUUCUGACUUUUGACAACCCAGAGGAAUCGAGAGAAAAGUCUGUCUGUUUAGAUGGUGAUGUCACUAAUGAAUCUCUAGACUCCAUAAGGGGAUACCAUUGUUCACCAUAUCCAGAAAUUGAUAACUUUGUCAUUUCCUUAAUCAGUAAAGACAACAUUAAAGGAGGAAUAAGAAGAUGGAAUUAUUUUAGUCUUGAACAGCUUCUUGUAUAUGACAUCAUGAACUAUCGUUGGUGUAGGAAUAUUGGCAGAGCUCACAAAAGUAACAAUAUAAUGAUUAUAAUUGAUUUAAAACAUGAGAAUUGGUAUCAAAAAUGUCAUGACCCUAUUUGCAGAGCACAAAACUUCAAAUCAGAAUGUUUUCCAUUACCAAGUGAAGUAUGCCUCCCAUUCCUUUUCAAAGAGGAUGAAGAAUAUGAAUAUAUAAUGGAUGAAAAUGGAAACAUUGAAGAAAAAUUCAAAAUGUAUAACCAUACAACAUGCUUGUCAGACAGCACAUCUUUAACUAUGUUACACCAAACAAGUGAACCAAACACCACAAAACGGUCAAGCAUUGAAUGGGAUGAUGAGAGUGAUAUCUUUUUUUUGGAAGCUGCUGAAGAUGUGGAACUAGCUGAGGCUGCUGAUACUUUUCAGCCUCAGAGGAACUGGAGCGUAGAUGAAAUACCUGAUGAGCUCCUAGUAGAAGCUUUAAGAAACCAUGAAGUCAGUGAAAUCAAGGAAUAA
Molecule: messenger RNA, 1974 nt
Organism: Sceloporus undulatus (fence lizard)
Lineage: Eukaryota; Metazoa; Chordata; Lepidosauria; Squamata; Phrynosomatidae
Gene: PRIMPOL
Product: primase and DNA directed polymerase
Exons: 14
Coding region: 202-1974 (590 amino acids)
Biological process (GO): replication fork processing; error-prone translesion synthesis; mitochondrial DNA replication
Cellular component (GO): nucleus; mitochondrial matrix
Molecular function (GO): DNA-directed DNA polymerase activity; chromatin binding
Source: RefSeq, a predicted model, not a curated record